GCCCACAACCUGGACAUGUGCCCUGACCGGGAAUUGAACUGGUGAAUUCUUGGUUCGUGAGUCGACAACGUCCAGGCUAAAAUCCACUUUUUAAAUGUAGUAUAAAACAUUCUAGAAAGCAGUUUGCCAGCAAAAUUUAAUGCCUUAGUGUGUGUUCUGAAGUCCAAUCAUUAGCUGUAUAGGUGACAUGUUUAAUACUUUCUCCUGUUCUCUUAUCCAACCCCAAGGCUACUUGCUUAAGAAAUAAGCUUCUCAGAUCAAUUUCAGGGUUUUAUAGGGGUGGGGUAUCGGGAGGAGGCCUUUAUUCUGAAGCUUCCAUGGCUCCAAAAGAUGCUCUAUUAGUAAAUAUUUUCAUUAUAGAAAAAAAUGUAAUUUGCUGCUGAGGUCUUUGUUUCAGUAGUUCUAGAAUGUGAGAGUUGAAACAAAAACUUAGUCCAAAUGCCUGGUUUUAGAUAAGGAAACAGGUUAAGUCACCUAUCACAAGGCAAGGGAAGUUCUCUGUAAAGUCAGUUCUAGUCUUUCGUUCUCGUCGGUUGAGUAAGCUCACGGUUCUACUAUACAAGGCUUGUAAUGGCUAUUUUAUAAUAAAACCUGCAAACAAAAUCUAGUAUUUUUCUUUAUGUGUAGGAAAAUAAAAUAUACAUUGAAUACCUUCUCAUUACAGAGAAAAAUGCUGCUAUGAAGACAUAAUUAUAUCUUUCACAUAAAUGAAGCUACUACUAUCAUGAUUUUAGCGCCGCAGAAAAGAAGAGCUUCAGUGGACAAGAGGGCAUUUUGGGGGGUAGUAGAAUGCUUGAGGCCUGGAAUUUAAACUUGAGCUACUUCCUGAAGCUAUUAAAUAAUAGAAGAAAAUGGGAUUGAAUAUGGUAUCAGCAUGGAACAGUCUCAUGAUUCAUUAAUAGUCAACCAUAAUGAUCCUGAAGAUUCAAAAACAGACUCUCAGCAUUCAACCUGUAUGGACUCCAGGGAUCCUUCCUUUGGACAAAAUAGUUGUGGUAGAAUUUUACCUAUCACUAUUCAUGAAGAUAAUUCACUCACAUCACAGAAUAUACCAGGGCCCCUGACUCAGGCACAGACUCUUUCUACAGAGCAAUUUGACCUAGUGGACCAAACUGGGCAACCUGUUCCAUAUGAACUUCAGUCUUUGGGGGAUUCUAAUGCACAAAUGGCUUAUGCAUUUGAUGUCUUUUUUAAUGCUCCCAAGAUGAUUGUUCCCAAAUCAUCAGAAAAUGGACAGAUGCUUCGUGUAAUUCCAUCUACCCAGACAGAAAUGGCACAAGUGAUUAUACCUCAGGGGCAACUUGUGGAUAUGAAUAGUCCUCGGGAUACCUCUGAAGAGAAACCCAGCAACAGAAACUUACCAACUGUAAGAGUGGAUGCUCUAGCAGACCAUAGCAGUAGUUAUAUUGUGCAUCCACAAGCAUCCCUCACAUUGCCCCAAAAGACAGUGACCAGAAUACUUGAAGAACCGUUACUGGCUCCUCUCCAGCCACUUUCUUCUAACACUCCUAUAUGGGCCUGCCGUCUUAGGAGCUGUGAGAAAAUUGGAGAUUCAUACCGGGGCUACUGUGUAAGUGAGACUGAAUUAGAAAGUGUUUUAACAUUUCACAAGCAGCAAACACAGAGUGUUUGGGGCACCCGCCAGUCUCCAAGCCCAGCCAAGCCAGCUACACGUUUGAUGUGGAAAUCCCAGUAUGUCCCAUAUGAUGGAAUUCCAUUUGUCAAUGCAGGGAGUAGAGCUGUGGUAAUGGAGUGUCAGUAUGGGCCAAGGAGAAAAGGUUUCCAGUUAAAAAAAAUCAGUGAGCAGGAAAGCAGGCCUUGUCAACUCUACAAAGCCACUUGUCCAGCUCGAAUUUACAUUAAAAAGGUACAAAAGUUUCCUGAAUAUAGAGUUCCUACAGACCCCAAAAUUGAUAAGAAAAUAAUACGAAUGGAGCAAGAGAAAGCCUUUAACAUGCUAAAGAAGAACUUGGUAGAUGCUGGUGGUGUUCUUAGGUGGUAUGUACAGUUACCUACACAGCAAGCUCAUCAGUAUCACGAAUUAGAGACUCCCUCCCUCCCUUUGUCACCUUCCCCCUUUCCAAUGUCCUCUCUUGAAGAAGAGGAAACUGCAGUUAGAGAUGAGAAUUGUACAUUACCCUCACGUCUACAUCCUCAAGUAGCACAUAAGAUUCAAGAUUUAGUAUCACAAGGGAUAGAACAAGUGUAUGCAGUAAGGAAACAGCUAAGAAAGUUUGUAGAAAGAGAACUAUUCAAACCUGAUGAGAUCCCUGAAAGACAUAAUUUAUCCUUCUUUCCAACUGUGAAUGAUUUAAAAAACCACAUCCACGAAGUACAGAAAUCCUUGAGAAAUGGAGAUAAUGUAUAUAACUCGGAGAUUAUUCCAGCAACGCUUCAAUGGACUACGGACAGUGGGAAUAUUCUCAGAGAGACUGUGACAGUUACAUUUGCAGAAGGAAAUUCACCAGAAGAAUCAACUACCACCAAAGUGGAAAUAAAUCACACAAGGGAUUCUUUGUCUCCAGAACCAGCCCAUUUGCUCUCCUCACUUUCUUCAUUUCAGCCAAAAAUAUUCACACAACUACAGGGUUUACAGUUGCAACCAAGAUUUACUUCUGAUGGAUCACCGGCUUUGAUACCAGUAAAUGACCACCCCUCCUCUAGUCCUUCAAGACUUCCAGAUUCAGUGGGAAGUACUAUAAUGAAUAAUAAUUCUCUACAGCUUGGUCAAAGUCACAGCCUUCAAACAGAUACAUGCCUUACCCAAAACAAUAGUAUUGCCUCUACCAUGGAUAAACUUCCAGGAUCAGAUCAAAAUCUGGUUGCAGUGGAUAAGCUGAUAGAUGUUGGAGAUGUUGAAGAUACAGAGAAUCUGGAAGGAAGUGUUCGUCGGAUUCUGUUGGGAAAUGUGCAGUCCAUUCCAAUACAGAUUAUAGACAGCCACCCAGCUCUUAUUGAAGAAAAUCCAGAAGAUACCAUUUCUGUGAACCAAGUUAAACAAGAACCCAAAGAACCAGCAUUGACUAUGGAAGAAAAAAAAUUGAACUGUAGAAACUGGAACUAUCAAUAUUUUCAUUUGUUGCCUUUGUCCAUGAUGGUUGCUCUACCUCCAGUGCUGAUCAGAGCUCAUACAGGAAGAAUGGAAUGUGUAAAGGCCUGUGCUGGGUUAUUUUGGAGGUAUUUUAAAGGAGCCAGCAUUGGAUGUCUUGGAGGUCCUAUCACAAUCUGGUCAACUUGGAAACAGCGUGCUUUCUGAGGCCCUCUGAGUCUCCAGCACAGGGUCUCUCCAAUGAUGAUGGGAAGUUUGCUGACUGCUGGAACAUAUGAAACAAGAUGGGAUGUUAGUUGAUAAUUUUGAAAGAUCGGUGCUGAUAUGUAUGUGGGAUUUCAUUAUACUGGUUUACUUUUGUAUAUGCUUGAAAUUUUUCACAAUAAAAAAAUUUAAAACUG
Miniopterus natalensis is the source of this 3450-nucleotide messenger RNA. It is a transcript of the gene CARF, whose product is annotated as calcium responsive transcription factor. The record is from RefSeq and is a predicted model, not a curated record. Gene Ontology annotation, cellular component: nucleus. Lineage: Eukaryota; Metazoa; Chordata; Mammalia; Chiroptera; Miniopteridae. Gene Ontology annotation, biological process: regulation of transcription by RNA polymerase II. Gene Ontology annotation, molecular function: RNA polymerase II cis-regulatory region sequence-specific DNA binding; DNA-binding transcription factor activity, RNA polymerase II-specific.